Effrenium voratum is the source of this 1841-nucleotide messenger RNA. NCBI's taxonomy places the organism in Eukaryota, Dinophyceae, Suessiales, Symbiodiniaceae. The record is from the annotation of a GenBank genome assembly.
GGAGCGCUAGUCAGAGUGAUCUUCCCUGUGCCAUGAAUCUCGAGAUCUCCACGGACAAGGAAAAAGAUGAUGACCGCAUACUGGAGGCCAUCACCCAGUUGCAGCGCUUAGUGGAGGGGAAGUUCGAGGAGCAAGCUGCGCAGCUGUCACAGCUGGUGAGGCCGGCGGCGAGAGGGCUCGGCAAGAAGAAGAAAAUUCUGAAGCCGAAGCCAAGAGAGUCGACCGAGUUCGCCCCAGCACUUUCAGUCACCAGCUUCACAUCCAACUUCGCGCCGGCCGCGAUUUACGGCGCCCCGACGGAUGACAAGGAUCGAAGCUCCCUGAAGAAGCCAGAGGUGGAGCCUGUGAAGCGGGGCAGCUCCCGUCACACCUUUGUUCGGUCAAUGGCCACAGACUAUAGGGCGAAGGCCGACAAGGCGGCGCUGGAGGACACCGACUCCGAAAGUGAGCCCGGAGGAAGCCACUGGCAAGAGAUCGCAGCAGAAAUCGCCACCUCCCACACGAUGUCUGCCGCGAUCAUGGCGCUGAUUGCAGUGAAUAUGAUUCUGAUGGGGGUGGAGGUGGACGUGUCUUUCCGGCUCCCGGAGAAGGAUAUCCCACCAUGGUUCAACGUCGUCAACUUGGUCAUCGUCAUCUUCUUCGUGCUGGAGAUUGCCUUGAAGCUGGUGGGCGUCGGGCCUGUUGAAUUCUUUUGCGGCAGCGACAGGGGCUGGAAUGUCUUCGACUUCUUUAUCAUACUGAUAUCUGUCCUCGAAGCGACGCUCCAGCUGGCUGUUCAGGACGGCAUGAAUUCACAGAUGGUCCAUGUACGCGCCAUUCGCUUCGUGCGGAUCGCGCGAGCGCUGCGGGGCAUCCGGGUGCUGAAGCUGCUGAAGUACGUGAGCGCGCUGCGCGGCCUGAUCUUUUCCAUCGCCAGCACUAUGGCAUCUUUGAUGUGGACCUUAGUGCUCUUGCUUUUGGUCUUCUACUCAUUUGCCGUGAUUUUCACUCAGAUUGUUUCGGACCACUGCCGCUUCGAAACCGUCCAGCGGACUGGGGAUGCCAAUGCCAUCCCAGAAUGCAGCGCUGAAGCCGAGAGGUUCUUCGCCUCGGUGCCGGAGACGAUGCUCACGCUCUUCAUGUCCAUCUCUGCGGGAGUGAACUGGAACGAGCCGCUGGGAGUCUUGAGGGAGAUAUCCUAUGUGGCCCUGCUUUUCAUGAUCAUGUUUAUCGUUAUCACAGUUUUCGCAGUCAUGAACGUGGUGACCGGUGUGUUCUGCAACACAGCAAUCGAAAGCGCGCAUGCUGACAAGGAGAUUGCUGUCAUGAUCCAGAUUGAGAAGCAGGCCGCCCACGUUAGAUCACUGCAGUCCAUGUUCAACGCCAUCGAUACCGACAACUCGACCUUCGUAAACUACGAAGAGCUGAAGGCAGCCAUGGAGUCAGAGAGGCUCGCGAGCUUUUUGGAGUCCAUGGAGAUUGAGACCCACGACGUGCUGAACCUUUUCCGCAUCAUCGAUGCGGAUGAGAACGGGUUGAUUGAUUUGAACGAGUUCGUGAGCGGUUGCAUGCAGUUGCACGGCCCAGCCAAAAGUAUCCAGAUGGCGCAGAUGAGCCACGAGAAUAAGCUCACCAGACGGGCUUUGAAAACGAUGGCUGAUCACCUCACGGAGAUCCGAGAAAAGGUGAUCGUCCUCUCCCAUUCGAUGGACACAUUUGAUUUGACAUAAACCGAGUGACGAAGUCAAGUGAAGCUUGGAGCGACCACGGCUGGCUGAUCCAAUUGCAUCAGUCUGAGCUCUAGGUGUCUCACUGUUGAAACAGAACCAACUACCUCUCCAUGUCUAGCCCCAUGCAACACA